Messenger RNA from Tigriopus californicus, 826 nucleotides. RefSeq names its product RNA-binding protein 7-like. The record is from RefSeq and is a predicted model, not a curated record. Gene Ontology annotation, molecular function: single-stranded RNA binding. NCBI's taxonomy places the organism in Eukaryota, Metazoa, Arthropoda, Copepoda, Harpacticoida, Harpacticidae. Gene Ontology annotation, cellular component: nucleus. Gene Ontology annotation, biological process: regulation of alternative mRNA splicing, via spliceosome.
UUGGGCCCAUGGAGACCAAGGGCGAGGCUCCGAGUCAGGACCAGUUGUGCACCCUGUGGGUGGGCGGGAUCUCAGAGCGGGUCGAUGAAGAGAUCCUUUUUGAAUUGUUCCUAAACGCGGGCCCGGUUCAAAGCGUCAAGAUUCCCAUUGAUCGUGAGACUAAACGACAGAAACCCUUCGCCUUCGUAUUAUUCCAUCAUCCCGAGACCGUGUCCUACGCCGUGGAUCUCUUCCGGGAUGUGACUCUCUUUGGGCGACCGCUCCGCUUGCAAAACAAAGAAACCGGGGCGGGUAUGAAUGAGUCCCGGGCCCCCGCUCCCAGCAAUGGCCAUCAACGCCCGCCCAAUUUCCAUCAACGCUCGUUCUCGGCCCCGCAUUUCCAACCAGGAAUGCCUAAUCACGGCGCGUAUCAUCAAUCGUCCAACGGACCCUACGGUUAUUCCACUCCGCCCGAACCCGUGCGAGUACUUAGUUAUAAUAAUGUUCACUCUCAUUACCGGGAAAGAUCGGCGGGUCGUCACGAGUAUAAUGACUACCAUCGCAGAGAGGAUCGGAGUCAUUACUCCCGAGAGGAUCGGAGUCAUUACUCACAACAUCAUCAGUAUCAGCAACAUCAACCCCGUGGAUAUAACGAUCGGAGAUCUAGGGAACGAAGCCAUGAUCGAAGUCAUCGGGACUACGGUCGACGGGACAGUGCGGGGAGUAAUAGCGGGGGAUAUCAUCAUCGACGGUGAUCACUUGUUUAUAAACGAUACUCUUGUCUGAUCUCGGCUUCAUUCUCGUAUUGCUGAAGUACAAAUAAAACUGGCAGACUGAUUCAUCUUGA